Messenger RNA from Mesitornis unicolor (brown roatelo), 2090 nucleotides. Its product is annotated as reelin-like. The annotation marks the transcript as partial. Gene Ontology annotation, biological process: central nervous system development; neuron migration. Lineage: Eukaryota; Metazoa; Chordata; Aves; Mesitornithiformes; Mesitornithidae. The record is from RefSeq and is a predicted model, not a curated record. Gene Ontology annotation, molecular function: lipoprotein particle receptor binding. The transcript has 13 exons.
GAUCGGGUUCAUGUCGCUUUAGUUACUCAGAUCCCAGCAUCACCGUGUCCUACAGUAAGAACAGUUCUGCAGAUUGGACUCAGCUGGAGAAAAUUAGCGCUCCUUCCAACAUCAGCACGAUCAUCCACAUCUUGUACCUUCCUGAAGAUGCUAAAGGGGAGAACGUCCAUUUCCAGUGGAAACAGGAUUAUGUUCAUGAUGGUGAUGUGUAUGAAGCCUGCUGGGCACUGGACAACAUCCUGAUCAUAAAUGCUGCUCACAGAAAAGUGGUUUUAGAGGAUAAUCUUGAUCCUGUGGAUACUGGCAACUGGCUUUUCUUUCCUGGAGCCACAGUUAAGCAUAGCUGCCAGUCGGAUGGAAACUCCAUCUACUUCCAUGGGACUGAAGGCAGUGAGUUCAAUUUUGCCACAACCCGGGAUGUGGACCUCUCCACGGAGGAUGCCCAGGAGCAGUGGGCAGAGGAGUUUGAGAGCCAGCCCAAAGGGUGGGACAUAUUUGGAGCCGUCAUUGGUACUGAAUGUGGGACACUGGAAUCUGGCUCAGCUAUGGUAUUUCUCAGAGAUGGAGAAAGAAAAAUAUGUACUCCAUACAUGGACACUACGGGUUAUGGGAACUUGAGAUUUUAUUUCAGCAUGGGGGGAACUUGUGAUUCUGGAGAAUCCCAUGAAAAUGAUGUCACACUUUAUGCCAAGCUUGAAGGCAGGAGGGAACACAUACCUCUUGAUACCCUGACCUAUGCUGCUUACAAGGUUCCAUCUUUGGUUUCUGUUGUCAUUAGUCCGGACCUGCAGACUCCAGCAACUAAGUUUUGCCUGAAGCAAAAGAGUCACCAAGCCCACAACAGGAAUGUCUGGGCUGUGGAUUACUUCCAUGUCCUUCCAGUGCUCCCUUCCACGGUGACUCACAUGAUCCAGUUCUCCAUCAAUUUGGGCUGUGGAACUUACCAACCUGGUAACAGCGUCAGCUUGGAGUUUUCAACCAACCAUGGUCGCUCUUGGUCCCUGCUCCACACCGAGUGUUUGCCUGAGAUUUGCGCUGGGCCUCACCUCCCCCACAGCACUGUGUACACCUCUGAAAAUUACAGCGGGUGGAACAGAAUAACUAUUCCCCUUCCCAAUGCUGCAUUAACAAGUGACACCAGGAUUCGAUGGAGACAAACAGGACCAAUCCUUGGAAAUAUGUGGGCAAUCGAUAAUAUUUAUAUUGGUCCAUCUUGCCUCAAAUUCUGCUCAGGGCGAGGACAAUGUACUAGAAAUGGCUGCAAGUGCGACCCCGGCUUUUCAGGGCCAGCAUGUGAGAUGGCGUCACAGACCUUCCCCAUGUUCAUCUCGGAGAGCUUCGCCAGCUCCCGCCUCUCUUCCUAUCACAAUUUUUACUCCAUCCGAGGGGCUGAGGUCAGCUUCGGCUGCGGGGUCCUGGCCAGCGGCAAGGCCCUGGUCUUCAACAAGGAUGGGAGGCGCCAGCUUAUCACCUCCUUCCUCGACAGCUCCCAGUCCAGAUUCCUGCAGUUCACGCUACGCCUGGGCAGCAAGUCAGUGCUGAGUACUUGCAAAGCCCCUGACCAGCCUGGGGAAGGAGUGCUGCUGCACUACUCCUAUGACAACGGGAUCACCUGGAAACUGCUGGAGCACUAUUCCUAUCUCAACUACCAUGAGCCAAGAAUAAUUUCAGUGGAGCUGCCUGAAGAUGCGAGACAGAUUGGAAUUCAGUUCAGAUGGUGGCAACCAUAUCACUCUUCUCAAGGCGAAGAUGUGUGGGCAAUCGAUGAAAUCAUCAUGACCUCUGUGCUUUUCAAUAGCAUCAGUCUGGACUUCACCAACCUAGUUGAAGUCACACAGUCUCUGGGAUUCUACCUGGGAAAUGUUCAGCCCUACUGUGGACAUGACUGGACUCUUUGUUUUACAGGAGAUUCAAAGUUAGCUUCUAGCAUGCGCUACGUGGAGACCCAGUCUAUGCAGAUCGGAGCUUCAUAUAUGAUACAGUUCAACUUGGUGAUGGGCUGUGGUCAGUCAUUUACUCCAUAUAUGGACAACCAGGUGAAACUGGACUACUCCACCAACCAUGGUCUCACGUGGCAUCUUGUUCAGGAG